This is a messenger RNA of Saccharomyces paradoxus, 3684 nucleotides long. It is a transcript of the gene RRP12, whose product is annotated as mRNA-binding protein RRP12. The coding region runs from base 1 to 3684 and encodes 1227 amino acids. The transcript has a single exon. The record is from RefSeq and is a predicted model, not a curated record. Lineage: Eukaryota; Fungi; Ascomycota; Saccharomycetes; Saccharomycetales; Saccharomycetaceae.
AUGGAUCAAGACCAAGUUGCUUUUCUCUUAGAGCUAGAGGAUAAGCUGGCCAAAAUUCGGUCCCAAGUAACCUCUAAAUUGGAAAAUCAAAAACAUGUUGCUAUAAUAUUAACUGCCGUUGAGGAGAACAUUGUAGGCCAAGCCACAAAUGACGUUUCAAAAAAUAUUGUAAAUUAUAUAAUUUCCUUUAUGUCACUAUUGGACCAAGCAGUAGACCCGUCUACCCAUGAAAUAAAGGAUCUUCAGUUGGCUUCUUCGUCUACAUAUCUUUUGGAUCUGAUAUUCCAUUAUUCUCCGAAGCCAUUAUUGAGAUCGAAAUUCUCUGAAAUACUCACGAAAAUUGCCCCAUGUAUCACCGCAGAAAAGGCUAAUGCCCCUCUAAUUAGAGCUGCCAUUGGUUGUUUAGAAUCUCUUCUUAUUGCUCAAGAUGCACAAGCUUGGAACAAUACUUAUGAUCUAAAUGUCACUCCAAAAAGAGGUUUGCAAGGUAUACUUGAACUUUCUUUAGAUGUAAGACCAAAGGUAAGAAAGAGAGCACUAGAUGCAGUUCAUGCAGUUUUAUUAAACCCUCCUGUUGCACCAACUGCAGAGCAUGUCGCGGCAGUUUUUGUGGCAGAUUUCUGUGACAAACAGUUAGAAGGUAAUUUGAACGACCUCUCCAAUUUAUCAAAUAAACAAUUGAAAGCACAGAAAACAAAGGAAGAUAUCAAUUCUAAUGUCAUGCGUUCUUUGAGAUUGGUUACUUCGGUUGUCUCUACUGGACAGUGGCCAUCUUCACAGAUUGAGCCUCUUUGUGAUAUACUGUUAGGAGUCACUAAAAGCUCAGAGCAAUAUCUCGUUUCUGCGUCAUUUGAAUGUUUUGAGAGCAUGUUCAAAAGUAUGGCAGAGACUACUGCUUCAUCUGGUUUGGCUGAAAAUAAGUAUCUAAGAGUCUUGGAUACAAUCUUUGCAUUAAAACCAUCAAAUGUAGAUACAUUAUUAACCAAGUCCUGGAUUGCUGUGGUAAUCAAAGGUAUGUCCACUUAUGCAGCACAUCAACCAUUGAAAGCAUUGCGUAAAAUCCCUGGUGUAUUCCAUAUUAUGUCCACAUAUUUAGCUAGUGAAACCCCAGAAGUAUACCAAGCUGCCUCUCAAUGUCUUAUCUCAAUCCUUUCUGAGUCUGUUAAAGAUGAUUUGUUAUUGUAUACACCAAGUGUGGAUGAGAAAACUUUCAAAAACGUAGAUGAAAUUAUCUCUCAAAUUGCAAAAGCGUUUAUCGACUUCUUAUCCAUUAGAUAUUCCCAUUGUUCCAGAGAUGUUCUUAAGAUUUUGGUAGCAGCAUUUAACAAAUUCAGAUAUAGAUCUAAUCCUCACUUUUUGAAAUCAUUGAAAAUAGUUGAUACAUGGAGAGUAAACGAAGAACAAUUUAUGGAUUUGAGAAACGAAAUUGAAUUAGUAAUUGGGGCCUCCAUUUCUGCUAUGGGCCCUGAAGUGAUACUCGCUGAAGCACCUUUAAAUUUGGACAAUCCGUCUCCUGAAAGACCUGGUAGGGCCUGGCUGUUACCACUUAUUAGAGAUUAUACCAAAAAUUCAAAUCUUGCAACUUUUCAAAACGAACUGGCACCAUAUAUUAAAAGUUUUCAAUCUAAGUUCGAUAAAGUCCCGGAAGAAUCUAUUCAAUUGAGAGUUUUUCAAACCAUUGUUGAUCAAAUCUGGUCCACGCUUCCACGUUUCUGUGAACUGCCAAUGGACUUGAGAGAAUCAUUCACUGACGAAUUUGCCUCAGAUCUAUCUUCUCUAUUAUACAGUGAGGUUGAAUUAAGAACUACUAUAUGUCAUGCUCUGAGGGUCUUGGCAGAAAGUAAUGUUUCAUAUUCCGAAAGUUCCCAUUCUGACAACAUUUUAUUGUUACAACGCUUCCCCGUUUCUGAAGCUCAAAAGAAUAUAGAAUACCUUUCAACCAAAUCAAACAACCUUUUAGCUGUUUUGUUUAACGUUUAUACUCAAACCACUCCAAACGCAAGGAGUUAUAUUUUGGAAACGAUUGAUCAAUAUUUAAAGAUUACUUCCAAAGAAGAUUUGGAGAAAACUUUCAACAAUGUAUGUGGUCUUUUGAAGAAUUCCAUGAGCGAAGAAAGUAGUGGAAACGCAAACAAAGAAAAGAAAAAGCCUCAAUUGACAGCGACACUAUUAGAUUUGAUCAUAUGCAUGAUAACAUACUUACCUGUCUCGUCUUAUUCUGCUUUAUUCUCAAUAUUUGGUCUUACCGUGAAUUCUGCUGAUGCUUUAAUUCAAAAAAGGGCUUAUAGAAUUAUUACAAAGCUUUCUGAGUUGGGAUCUGGAUCAACGGCUGUUGCCCAAUUCAUUUCUGAUAUUGAGAACGUCAUGGUAGAUAACACUUCCACUGUCCAAACAUCUGCUAAAGCUGCAAGAUUAGCAGCAAUUAAAACUAUAGUAGAAUUGUUACCUUCAGACCACCUUGGUUUCAUUGUUAGAACCGUAGCUGAGGUGAUUUUGAGCACAAAGGAUGUGAAUGAAAAAUCUAGAGAAACUGCUUUUGAUACUUUGAUUUGCAUGGGUAGAAAAAUGAAUGAGCCAAAUGGUAUUAUCAAACUGUCCCAAAUACCAGGUUAUGACCCUGCCACUCCGGAUCAGGCGUCAUCGAUAUCGGAGUUUUUCAAGAUUAUUUCUGCCGGUCUUAUUGGUGAAUCUCAACAUAUGGUUAGUAGUUCAAUUACAGGUUAUGCUUGUUUAGUUUUCGAAUUCAAAAAUGAAAUCGAUUCUGGUAUAUUAAUGGAUAUAUAUGACACCAUUGAACUGUACCUAACUUCCAAUUCCAGGGAAAUUGUAAAAAGCGCCAUUGGGUUUACGAAAGUUUGUGUUUUGGGUCUUCCAGAAGAACUUAUGAGACCAAAGGUGCCAGAGUUACUUUUAAAAUUAUUGAGAUGGUCCCAUGAACAUACGGGCCAUUUCAAAGCCAAAGUCAAGCAUAUUAUUGAAAGAUUGAUAAGGAGAUUUGGCUAUGACUAUAUUGAAGCCAACUUCCCCGAAGAAGAUAGGAAACUGUUAACAAAUAUAAGAAAGAUGCGUAACAGGAAUAAGCGUAAGGAUGAAGAGGCUACUACUGGUGUUAAAGAUGGGGCUACCACAAAGGGUUCGAGAUUUAUGUCUGCGUUCGAUGAAGCUGUUUAUGGGUCUGAUAAUGAAAAUGAUAAUGGAUCAGAUCAAGAAGAAAACGUCACAGGCGGCAAAAUGAAGAACGGGACAAAGCAGUUUAUUGUGGAAUCCGGUGAAAACCCAUUAGAUUUGCUAGAUUCUCAAACAUUGGCUCAUAUAUCAUCUACUAGACCAAAGAAAUUCAAUAAAAAUCAAAAUAGGGCCAGGUUUAACGAUGAUGCGUUUAAUUUUGACUCAGAAGGCAAACUCGUCGUCAAGGGGCAGCCUAAGCCCUCUACGAAUGCAGAUGAUCCACUGAGUGCUGUAACAAGCGGCAUCAAUGCAUAUCUAGAGGCUGUGAAAAGUGGUCCUGUAAGAGGUCAAAGAAACAAGUUGAAAUUCAGAAAAAAUGGAAAAAACUCCGAUGACUUUGGUGAUGAUGACGAUGAAAGGGAUAGUAGGGCAAUGAGAGGAAGAACAGAUAUAGGUAAUAAGGUCGGCAAACAUAGUAAGAGAGGCCCUAAGUUCAAAUCUAGAAAGAAAUUAUAG